Messenger RNA from Kluyveromyces lactis, 1974 nucleotides. RefSeq names its product Lmo1p (gene LMO1). The coding region runs from base 1 to 1974 and encodes 657 amino acids. The transcript has a single exon. NCBI's taxonomy places the organism in Eukaryota, Fungi, Ascomycota, Saccharomycetes, Saccharomycetales, Saccharomycetaceae. The record is from RefSeq and is a predicted model, not a curated record.
AUGGAGACAAUUAUACAUGAUAUGGAGAACCAUAAGGUUCAAAAUGACCAUGGAGUUAUGCUAGAGCAAGAUACUGCAGAAAAGUAUCUUGACGUGAUUAUUGCAUCAGCUUUCUCACAGAGCGAAACAGAUGAAGCAUUGUUGUUAACCGGGUUAGGACAUUUAUCGGAAUUGGCUGCAACCGAUCUGUGGAAGCCAAGAAUUACGGAUGAAUUAAUCAGUCGAUUAUAUGGUCUUAUCAUUUCUACUCAAAGUAAAGACCUGAUCACUCUGCACGCAUCACUGUCAGUUCUUACUCUACUAAGUGAAAACUUGGUGUUACAUCCGCCCUCAUCACAAAUUUCCUUAACUGUGCUGUGUUCAGUUCUACACUCUGGUCCAGAUCUUUUAGAACAGUUUGUUUGCCUUUUAAAGACAUAUGAGAAUAAUCCAACUACAGGUCAGGAAAUCAUUAAAUACCUAUGUCUUCAUGUUGAAUGCAUCCUCCAAUGGGUUUCAGAAGGCGACAAGACUGCAGUGACAUUUGUAGCAAGAACUAACAUGAUGCUUGAGGAUGUGGGAGUUCUUAACGAAUUGUCUUGUCUGUUGUAUGCGCAUGAGCACAAUAAGGAUCUAGUAGGUUCCAUUGAACAGUUUCUGGUCCAGUUGAAACGCUUAAAAGGAGCAGUAAAAGACUUGCCUAAUAAUGAAUAUGAUUUAGAAGCGACUGAUGUGGUAAAGGAAUUGAUACACAAACUUUUUGACGUCUAUGAAAUCACCCAGGAGAGGUUUAUGAAAUCAAAUGAAGAGUACACUGAUUUGGACGGCCUAACAGUGUUGCAACUGCUUAACAUCCGAUUUAUCUUAAGACAAAACGAUCUAACAUUCAAAAAAGCUUACACAGAACAACUUAUGUUCGAAGAAUAUCCUUUACCACUCUUGAAAACUGUUGCCCGUUUAUCCGUAAUUGUUUGGGAUUACUUCGAAAUGUCAAACUUGAAAUUAGGCUCAAAGGUUCACAAGAUGCACUUCAUAUUUUUCACUAAAGAAAUCAUUGCCGUGCUUCUUGGUACUAUGGUGACGCUAUGGGAUAAGUCCAGGAGUGAAACUGAAGAAGAUUUUGAAUCUUUGCUUGAACUUAUUAAAAUACUGAUUCAUAAGGCAGAUAAGAUAUGCCGCACAAAACACGAUUCUUUUGUUGAAACAUUCGUUGAGGUAUGUGAGACAUUUACGUACGAAGAUUUAAGACAGCUGCAGGUAGCAGAAUGGAGAGAAAAACAGUUCAAUGACUGGGCAGAAGAUAUUAGUAGCUUUGAUGAGAUUUUACAAAACCAAGUGCAGGAAUUUGUACGCUACCAAAGACUUUUAUUGAUGCAGAAGGGUACAUGGGUGUACUCAGAGAACCCAAUUGAAGCAAAGGAUAAAUUACCAAAGGUUUCAUUUAUUGCAUUAUCAGAUAAUCAGAUGAAUUUAUUGAUAAAAGAAUUCAAACAUAAGGUGGAAAAGACACCCACUGUUGAAGAUAAUGAAAUAGUGACCAUCGAUCACUCUGCCAUGGUAAAUAACAAAACUACUGUCAUUCCGUUAAAGAAUAUUAUAAACAUUCAAAGUAGGCAAAUUGAACUCGAUAGAAAGCUUCCUGAAGGUGUUAGAUUGAUUAAUAUUCUUCAGAACACAAUUUAUAGAGAAGUUACCACCUUUGACAGAAACGGGAAAAUUUUAUCUGCAUUUUACUUGGAGAGUACAGAGAGCUUCUACACCUGGUUGGAUGGUUUACAAUUAUUAUCACAAAGUAAACACGCCAAAUUAUCACCAGAAACUGAGAAACAAAUCGAUACAUUAAUAAAAUUAAGAAGGAACGUCCAACUUGCUGCUCUUGAUGAUAAAUUUAGAGAUGAUGAGUCACUGGAAUCCUUCUCAGAGGAGGAAACGGAUGACUUUUAUUACAAUCCAGAAACUCUAAAGCAACUCUCGAUGGGUAUAUAUUACGAAUGA